GCAGUGUGGCAGCUCCCAGCCCACUGUCUGCCGUGAGAAAUGGUUUUUGUACAGGCUGUGCUGCUGUUGUGCCUAUGGCUUUUGCCUCCUGCCUCUCCUGCUCUCUCGAAGUGGACGGGCCUUGAAGCUUCAGCUGCAGUGUGGAAGGACAAGCUGCAGAACCAUGCUUUCCAGCAUACGGUAUACUGUCAGAGUUGGAAUCCCAAGAAGGGAUUCUCAGAGACCUUCAACGGGGAACAGCUUUUCUCCUUCGACUUUGACCAGAACACACGAGUGCCUCGCCUGCCGGAAUUUGCUGACUGGGCCCAGAAGUCUGAAGAUACUUCCAAAAUUUUAUUGGAAAAAACCUUGUGUAUGGCUAUGGUAGAUGAAGUAGGCCCACAAUUAGAAGGACAAAUCCCACUGUCCAGAGGGCUCCCUAUUGUUGACGUGUUCACGCUGAAGCCCCUGGAGUUUGGCAAGCCCAACACACUGAUCUGUCAUAUCAGCAAUCUGUACCCGCCCGCUUUGACAGUGAAGUGGAGGCAUCAUUCGGUCUCUGUGGAAGGAGCUGGGCCUACCCUUGUGUCAGCCGUUGAUGGACUUAGCUUCCAGGCCUUUUCAUACUUAAACAUCACGCCAGCACCCUCUGACGUUUACCUCUGCAUCGUGAGUCAUGAUAUUGACAACUACACAGCAAAGGCCUUCUGGGUGCCCCGGAACGCAUUGCCUUCAGAUGUUCUGGAGAAUGCGUUGUGUGGUGUAGCCUUCGGCCUGGGUGUGCUGGGCAUCAUUGUUGGAUUAAUCCUCAUUGUCUACGUUCGCAAGCCUUGCUCAGGCUGAUUUAUCCUGACCCCAGUCUGGUGCCAUCCAAGCAGACACAGCACAAAUUUCCCAGGAUCAUCUCUCUUCAGAGCAGACAGCCCCAGCACUCUGGGUGUGUGCAUGUGUGAGUGUGUGUGUGUACAUAAGCCAAAGAUUCCGUUUCCCUAGGUUUGUCUCCACGGGAACACCAAAGUGCCCCCCACUAUGACAUAUCCCUUUCCAU
Sorex fumeus (smoky shrew) is the source of this 1027-nucleotide messenger RNA. RefSeq names its product HLA class II histocompatibility antigen, DM alpha chain. Bases 40 to 822 code for a protein of 260 amino acids. The transcript is spliced from 5 exons. Gene Ontology annotation, molecular function: MHC class II protein complex binding. Gene Ontology annotation, biological process: antigen processing and presentation of exogenous peptide antigen via MHC class II; immune response; positive regulation of T cell activation. Gene Ontology annotation, cellular component: membrane; MHC class II protein complex. Lineage: Eukaryota; Metazoa; Chordata; Mammalia; Eulipotyphla; Soricidae. The record is from RefSeq and is a predicted model, not a curated record.